Molecule: messenger RNA, 1386 nt
Organism: Trichoderma aggressivum f. europaeum
Lineage: Eukaryota; Fungi; Ascomycota; Sordariomycetes; Hypocreales; Hypocreaceae
Exons: 2
Coding region: 1-1386 (461 amino acids)
Source: RefSeq, a predicted model, not a curated record
AUGAUGGAAACCAUCCUCGAAGACGAAGCUGAAGCUUCAGGCCUUGCUCUAGCCGACCCCGAGAUCCCUCCUCUUCUCUAUGUCGAGUCCAGCGAACAGCCUGGCGUCUAUCGUCGCUCGUUCAAACUCGCUGACAAUGUAUUCCCUCCUUAUUUAGAUCCAAUUCCUACUUGGAUAAAGGCCCAGAUCGCUGCGGACACUGCACCUCUGAUACGCGGCACGACUCCAGACAUGUUUCCUCCCCUCCUUUUCUAUUCUGCUUCGCAGCCUCUUCCUUCUGAGUUUACCCUGCCAUUCAGCGACCGUCCCAAAAGCUUCUAUGUUUCCCUUACCCAUGAUAAUUCCAUUGUGAAUAUUCAUGACACCUCCCUCAAGGCAAGGUGUGGUCCUGCCGCUCAGAGGGUCUUCCGCACUCCGGAGCUCCUGGAGAAUAUCUUCCUCAGGCUCGACAUGGCUGCAGUUCUUACAUGUGUUCAACGAGUCAACAAGACCUUCAAGCGGGCCGUUGAUGGUUCACUUGCCCUGCAGCGCAUGCUCCAUUUCAAGUUUGACAAGAACGCCGAACCCGGUCUCCAUCCACAGGCAAAGUACAACAGAGAUGACCGCGUGGAAUUCCCCAUCUUCAACAGUCUCCUGGUUAAGCAUUUCGGGAGCUGCUUCUUCGACUUUGGUGACUUUUACGGCUGGCAGCGCCGAGCAGAGUCCUUCUACGAGAACAAAUGGACGCGCCACCACCACACUUUAAACGUCGAUAUGAUGUUCGGACGCCAAAAGAUAUACAGAUCCGUAGGCCCCGAGCUUGAUAGCUUGGAGACCCUCCAGGCUAGCCAGGACCGAGAGCGAUUCACCCGCGCUGGCGCGAGUUGGCGCAGGAUGCUCGUGUGCCAGCCUCCAAUCUAUGACUUUGGCGCCAUGAUCUUCCAACCCGUCGAUCCCUCCCGGCCUGCCCCCCAGAAGAUGGAAAAGGCCAUCAUCAAAGCCGAAGACGACGAGUCGGGCCUCUGCAUGGGCCAGCUCUACGACUUUGUCCAAGAACGCGCCGGCAACCACCCCCUCGAUUCCCUGUGGUUUCGCGUCACCUGGUUUGAUACACAAGGGCCGUUUGCAUCCAAUAUGUGCCACGAUACCGCCAUUGAAUGGGUCAUUGACGGCGUGCCUGUGGUGAUUGAAAUGUUCCACAAGAGCGAUAGCUUCCGUCCAUUUCACCUACCAGACCCGCCGAAUGCCGAGAUAUUUGACAAAACCUUCAAAUGCAAGGACUUCAAGCCCCAUCGAUGGGUUCCGGACGAGACCGUCAUUGAUUACUGUGGCCAAGGAUACGAAUCUGCUUCGCCGCUGAUGGACAAGGGCAAACAAAUGAUCUGGAGUGGAUUUCCAAUGGUGUAA